AUCAUGUAUUUGAGAAAGUCUAACUAUAUUUUCCAACACAAUAUUAAUGUAGCAAUGGGAGAGGUAGAAUUGCAAUAAAUGAAACCUCCAUUAAUACACAAGUUCCCCAUUUUAACACUUCUCAUGUAAAGUGAGAAGCUUUUUGAGAUCACUUUAAAAGUUUAUAAAUUUUUCAACAAAAUCAAAGAAAGAUUGAAUCUUUAACAAAGAGAAAUGGUGGGACCAAUUAGGCCACAGUUUGUGCUGUUUGGAUCUUCCAUUGUCCAGCUCAGCUUUAGCCAUGGAGGUUGGGGCUCUCAUCUCUCUGAUAUCUAUGCUCGUAAAGCAGACAUAGUGCUGAGAGGAUACUAUGGGUGGAAUUCAAGGCGUGCGGUUGAGGUCCUUGAUCAAAUUUUUCCUAAGGAUGCUACUGUACAGCCAGCUUUGGUGAUAGUUUAUUUUGGUGGCAAUGAUUCAAUGGGGCCUCACUCAUCUGGAUUAGGCCCUCAUGUGCCACUUGCUGAGUACAUCGAGAACAUGACGAAGAUCGCUCUUCAUCUCAAGAGCCUUUCAGAGAACACACGCGUUAUUUUCUUGACCACUCCUCCAGUUGAUGAGGAGAGGGUUCGUUCAAGCACAAGUGCAAUUUUUAGCGAGCUAGUACGGACGAAUGAGUUGUGCCAAAAGUAUUCAGAAGCUUGUCUAAAAUUGUCCCAGGAGUUGGGUGUCAAGGCCGUCGAUCUUUUCUCGGGAUUCCAAAAAAGAAGUGACUGGGAAACUGUCUGCUUUACGGAUGGAAUUCAUCUAUCUGCUGAAGGGAGCAAAAUAGUUGUGGAGGAGAUACUGAAAGUGCUGAAAGAAGCUGAAUGGAGUCCAUCUCUAUACUGGAAAUCCAUGCCCUCGGAAUUUCCGGAAGAUUCUUCAUAUUAUCUCGUAGCUGCUGACGGGAACAGAACACUAAAUCCUUCCGAGUGGACAUUUCACCGGGAAAUUCACUGGGAAUAGGCUGUGAUACCAUCUUUAUGCCUAUGUUUUUCCAGUUUCCAGAUCAUAGUAUAUCCGAAAUACGGAAAUGAGGGUAGGGCGUUUGAGGUAGCUAUAGAAUUAGUAGAACUUCGAUGAUAUAUUUAGUUCGAUUCAAUCUUGUAGUGCACUCAUGAAUUUAAACACGCACGCGUUGAAUGCAGUUCUGUUAAUAGAAAUUAUUUCGACUUGAUUA
Mercurialis annua (annual mercury) is the source of this 1198-nucleotide messenger RNA. RefSeq names its product GDSL esterase/lipase CPRD49. The transcript has 6 exons. The record is from RefSeq and is a predicted model, not a curated record. NCBI's taxonomy places the organism in Eukaryota, Viridiplantae, Streptophyta, Magnoliopsida, Malpighiales, Euphorbiaceae. Bases 214 to 984 code for a protein of 256 amino acids. Gene Ontology annotation, molecular function: hydrolase activity, acting on ester bonds.